Molecule: messenger RNA, 2889 nt
Organism: Danio rerio (zebrafish)
Lineage: Eukaryota; Metazoa; Chordata; Actinopteri; Cypriniformes; Danionidae
Source: RefSeq
GGCGGAAUAGAUGCAGCCGAGGCGACGCUAAUGUUUUUCCUUUUAUUUUUAUCCGUGAAACUCAGCAUCCAGGCGAGCGUGCUUCCGUGCACACGUUAGCUAAAGUCUUCCACACGGAUGUGCAAGCUCUCUCGGAGCCGUGAGAUUCCACCUCGGAGCUGAUUUUAUAUUUCUUUGCCAGCGGAGCAUCACUGGAUAAUGAAGCGGCAGGCCGAACGCGACGCGAGUCCGUCCAGAACGCUCGCCAAACGCGUCCGCGAGCGCGACCGAGAGCGCGACCCGAACCCGCCGCUCGCGCUGCUGCUCGCCGAAAGCCGAAACUACCACAAGCGGAGCCGCAGUCGCGAGCGGGAGAAACCGCGGGUCCGCGAGGAGAGAGAGAGUCUGCAUCACCGGGCGCAUCACGAGCUCGGUCUGCUGGGACGGGCUCCCCUCAGAACCACAGCGGUCCUGCCCAAAGGUAAGACCCCAUCCGCUGAAACGGUGGGCGCACGCCUCGAAUACAAGACACUACUAAUAAGCAACCUCGGAUCUCAGCUCUCCGAUGAGCAUGUAGAGGACGGACUGUUUCAUGAGUUCAAAAAGUUUGGGGAUGUGAGCGUCAAGCUGUCCCACACACCAGAACUGGGUCGAAUUGCGUAUGUAAACUUCAGACACACGGAGCACGCGCGGGAAGCUCGUCAUGCCAAAACCAGGCUGGUGCUUUACGACCGUCCGCUGAAAGUGGAGCCCAUGUACAUGCGGCGGCGCAGCGUCACUCCCCCAGAUGUGAGCUAUGUGUCUCUGCACAGCGCCGCGUACACAUACAGACAGCGCUCCCUGUCUCCGGGGGCCGGGAGCAGCGCCCUGAGGGAAGUAAGGCCCAGGCAUUAUGUAGAGGGCAUGGCGCUCAGCAGGGACAGGGUUUUGGACUAUUACACAGCCCUGGAGGAGAGGACCCGUGCCUAUGCUUAUCAGCUUCCCGAGGAGGACUUAAAGCCAGAGGAUGAUCAGAGAGCCACACGGAAUCUGUUUAUCGGCAAUUUGGAUCAUAAUAUUACUGAGGUGGAACUACGGCAGGGCUUUGACAAGUACGGGAUUAUUGAGGAAGUGGUCAUCAAGCGGCCAGCACGUGGACAAGGAGGUGCUUAUGCUUUUCUUAAAUUUCAGAACUUGGAUAUGGCUCACCGGGCCAAAGUGGCCAUGCAGGGCCGUAUGAUUAAUGGCAACCCGAUUAAGAUCGGAUAUGGGAAAGCUAAUCCCACAACCCGGCUCUGGGUGGGCGGACUUGGUCCGAAUACAUCGCUGGCCGCUUUAGCACGUGAGUUUGACCGCUUUGGGAGUAUUCGCACCAUAGACUAUGUGAAAGGGGAUAAUUUUGCUUACAUUCAUUAUGAGAGCCUGGAUGCAGCGCAGGCUGCUUGUGCACAAAUGCGUGGCUUCCCUCUGGGCGGCCCGAGCCGCAGGCUGCGUGUGGAUUUUGCUAAAGCCGAGGAGACGAGAGCGUACCCCCAACAAUACCAGCCCCCUUUGCUUCCACCUCCACAUUAUGAUCUUCUCCCUGAAAGUUACGCACGCCACCGCAGCCUGGAGCGCGAGCUGAGAGCCAGGGCUCGCUCUCCCUCACACCCUCUCUUCGCGGAGCGAGAAAGAGACCGCCUCUCUGAACGGGACUGGAGUCCCCCAAAAGGACUAGAGCGAAGGGCAAACCCGGAGGCGUUUGGCCGGGUCAGACAGCGCAGCCGCAGUCGGAGCCGCAGCAGAGAGCGCUGGCUAAAAGAGCGAGACCUAGAGCGCGGCCUUGGGAAGAACUGGGAGGAGCGCCGCAAGCGAAGGAGCCUCAGCCCCAUAGAGCGUCCAGCAGAGGAGCGCGGGAGGUCUAAGCUCCGAGCAGGAGCGCCAUCCACUCCUGAAGACAGCCCAGACCGAGGCCGCGGCCGCCUGCCAGACUCCACCUCUGAACCCCUGGACCACACACCUGACAUCAGCAGACACUCCAGCGACGAGCGUCCCGCACACGACGAGCCUCCGCAUCAGAGGAAGGACGAGCGCGAUCGCAACCACCGCAAAAGCGAGACUGACCCUGACUCUCAAACAAGACAAAAACUCUAAGUAGAAAACCCUUUUUUGCUGCGUGGUUUUAAACACGUGUGAGUGUUCUGCUGAACACAAAAGAAGAUAUUUCGAAGAAUGCUGGUUGCCAGUGACUUUUAAACUAGGGGAAAUACUACGGAAGUAUCAGCAUUCUUCGAAACAUCUUUUGUGUUCAGCAGAAGAAAUAAAAUCGAUUUUAAACAAGUGAGGAGUAAGUGAAUCUUCAUUUUUGGUUGAGCUUUCUCUUUCCUGUUGUGCUGCACAUUCAGCAACGCGUCUUCCACACGUGUGUUUGUGACGUCUGUCUGUUUCACGGUUAUUUUCAUAGAGAUAUAUCAGGCUCAGCAUCAUAACUAAUCACAUCUACCUCUUUAGUCAUGUAACACGUGUCCGGUAUGUCUUACAAAAUGAAGAGCGUCUGGAAUAUGCAUCACUACCCAGAAGGUGCACGAUCGAAUACUGUACUAAUCCACACACUAAACAUUACGAACACUACAGCUGAGGGUUGUGUACACGUGAAUGUCUUGUUAAGCCUUCUCUGGUCUCCGACUGCCCUCCACUGAGUGACUUUAGUCAUUCGAACCCGAUGAUGAAUGCAGAUUUUGUACUCUGAAAUGUCCGUGAUCAUGUGUUAUUUGCAGAUUGGAGUCCUCCUGCCAACACUACAACACUUUGCACUGAGCUCUCGUCUUAUUCUCACGUUGUUUAUGGCUCUGUUUCAUCACUCCUCUUUUGUAUUCUGUUGUUUUAUAGUCCGUGCGCUAAACAUGUAUGACGUAUAUAUAAGAGUAAACAUUUCAUGUGCUUGUUUUUAAA